AUCUACAAAAUGUACACAAAAUAUCCCUGAAGUCAAGCCACAUCAACGUUUAUGUGGCUGAAGCUGAGGCUUGACCGUGAUUCUUCUUUCUUCUCCAACCUGCAUUUAAUCAUUAUCUGAGAUUACCCAGUUUACCAGCAUCCAUCACCAUGGUAUUCAUGACCCCUAACCUAAAUCAGUAGAAGAAUUACAUAUAUAUACAUGUAGAUCAUUUCAGUAACCUAGUUAUAUUUAUUGUGGAGAAGGAAGAGAAGGGUCCUACAAAAAUUAGGCAACAAGGACAGAGAGGGCAGAAAAUUUCAGAGAAGAAGGGAUAAUAGGGAAGAAAGGAGAGAGUAGGUGGAGGGCCACUUUUCAUCUCCUUCGCAGGUGUCAUUCAUCUCUCAUAUUAUACAAAAGGGUCCCUCUCCCACCCCAACCCACACACUUGGAAGCCAAAAUAUAUAUGUUCGUUUAGAAGGUGCCCCUUUCUUCGAUCACCAGUUAUCUGAUAAAAAAACCCAAAGAAUUUGAGGGGUUUUCAUGGCGGAAAUUAGCAAUUUUGAAUCCUACCCACCUCUGAUUCUUCACCAUUUAAAGAGCAUGAGCAAUGGUGAAAGCAGCCAAACGGGGAAUAAGACUGACCCAGAUGAUGAUAUCCACGAGUGCUGCUACAUGGAUGAUCCUAUUCCGGUUAUUGAUUUUCUGUGUUUGGAUCCGGACAAGCUUGGCGAGACUUGUAAAGAAUGGGGUGUUUUUCGUUUGGUCAAUCAUGGGGUUCCCGUUUGCCUGUUGACCCAGAUUCAGGAGCAUGCUAAAAUGCUGUUUUCUCUCUCUUUUGAAUCCAAACAGGAGCUUUUCAACUCCCCCCUGUCCUACUUCUGGGGUACCCCUGCACUUACCCCAUCUGGGACAGCCUUGUUUGGAGGUCGCCCAAGUAUUAGUUUGGUUGAAGGAAUUAGCUUUCAGCUCAAUGAAAUCUCAAGCUCUCAAGCAGAAAACCCAAUGCUGGAAACUUUCAGAAUGUUGAUGGAAGAAUAUGGAAGACACCUUGCAAGACUUGCUACCAAUAUUUUCCAAGCUAUGGUGAAGAACCUAAAUCUUGAUCCAGAAAAUUCAAGCUCCAACUUGUCAGAAUCCGCAGGGACCAUGCGUGUUUAUAGAUAUCCUCCUUGCCCUAAUGGGGCUACAGGCCUGCAUGUGCACACAGAUAGUUCUGUGCUCUCCAUAUUGAGCCAAGAUCAAGUUGGUGGACUAGAAGUUUUUAAAGAUGAUGAGUGUUUUCAAGUAAAACCAGUCCCGGACACGCUUAUUGUCAACAUUGGAGACAUGAUGCAGGCAAUAAGCAACGACGAAUUUAAGAGCGUGAAACACAGAGUGAAGUCGAGCAGAGAGAAGGAAAGAUUCUCAGUCUGCUACUUUAUAUUUCCAGGUGAAGGCAGGUUGAUUCGAAGUUCCAAGUAUAAGCCUUUUACUUAUACUGAUUAUCAAACCCAGGUGCAGCUGGAUAUAAAAACUACAGGAUCUAAAGUUGGACUUGAAAGGUUUAGGCUACUUGCUGAUCAGCCUUGUUAAUUAACCAGAAAUGCUUUAUACACAUAUCUCUAUAUAUAUGCACAGGAGACUUGUAUAUUAAUGUCUAUAUUUUAUAGACAUGCAUGGAUCUAUUUAUGCUGGUUGGUCUAAUGUAAAUAAUUGUUUCUCAGUCAAU
Messenger RNA from Carica papaya (papaya), 1690 nucleotides. Its product is annotated as 2-oxoglutarate (2OG) and Fe(II)-dependent oxygenase superfamily protein. The record is from RefSeq and is a predicted model, not a curated record. Lineage: Eukaryota; Viridiplantae; Streptophyta; Magnoliopsida; Brassicales; Caricaceae.